Notothenia coriiceps (black rockcod) is the source of this 580-nucleotide messenger RNA. RefSeq names its product serine--tRNA ligase, cytoplasmic-like. The record is from RefSeq and is a predicted model, not a curated record. Lineage: Eukaryota; Metazoa; Chordata; Actinopteri; Perciformes; Nototheniidae. The transcript is spliced from 3 exons. Gene Ontology annotation, biological process: seryl-tRNA aminoacylation. Gene Ontology annotation, molecular function: ATP binding; serine-tRNA ligase activity. Bases 163 to 489 code for a protein of 108 amino acids.
CUGUGUGUUAUCACAGGCGCCCUGAACCACGCUGCCAGUAAGAAGCUGGACCUGGAGGCCUGGUUCCCGGGCUCCGGGGCCUUCAGAGAGCUGGUCUCCUGCUCCAACUGCCUCGACUACCAGGCCCGGCGCCUCCGCAUCCGCUACGGACAGACCAAGAAGAUGAUGGACAAGGCUGAGUAUGUGCACAUGCUGAACGCCACCAUGUGCGCCACCACCCGUGUGAUGUGCGCCAUCCUGGAAAACUACCAAACGGAGGAAGGCAUCGUCAUUCCAGAGAAGCUCCAGCCCUUCAUGCCUCCUGGUAUGACGGAGAUCAUCAAGUUUGUGAAGCCGGCUCCCAUCGAUCAGGAGACCACUAAGAAAGCCAAGAAGCAGCAGGAUGGAGGAGGAGGAGGAGGAGGCGGCAAGAAGAAGAAGCAGGGAGGAGGGGGAGGAGACCAAAACCUGCCCAGCGCCAUGGAGACCAUGUCCGUCAACGAAUCAUAGACUGCCUCACAAACACACACAAAGAAACAGAUGGAACAGAGCCUUGUGUGUUGUCCUUAUAACUAAGUAGCUCUGUCCCAUCUGUGUCUAU